UUUGUGUAGUUUUGCUCUAUAUUUGUGUAGGGAGGGAAGCUGGAAAGUUCGUACAGUUUGAUUACAGUUGCUCAACAAGGGUAUCUGAAAUAACGCUCUGUAAGAUGAUGUGUUUCAGGAAACCACCACCAGAUGCAUUAGGCAGCCUCGGGAUGCAGCUUUUAAGGGCCCUGCUUGUACUCUGUGUCUGCCGCUUGAUAUCUGGAUACUCUGAAAAAGAAAGGGCACAUGACUUGAUGUUUAAAUUUCCCCUCAUUGAUGGUCAUAAUGACCUAGCUCUCCAACUGAGGAUCCUUCACAACAAUCGCCUGAGCCAAAUUGACCUUCAUAAUGUCAGCAAAGUGGCCACGGACAUCUCCCGUCUCCAAGCUGGCCAUGUGCAGACACAGAUGUUUGCAGUCUAUGUGCUCUGUGGGGCCCAGGAGAAGGACGCUGUGAGGCUGACUUUGGAACAAAUAGAUGUGGUCAGACGUAUGUGCACUGAGUACCAGGACUUUGAACUGGUCAUGUCUGUUCAGGAGCUGAGGGACACUGAGAUGAGGCAUAAAAUAGCCUGUCUGAUAAGUAUUGAGGGAGGCCACUCCAUUGACAGCAGCCUUCCAGCCCUGCGGAUGUUUUACCAGCUUGGGGUCCGCUCCAUGGCCCUCACACAUACCUGCAAUACUCCAUGGGCUGAAUCAUCCUCAAAAAUUUACAAUUUCUUUCAGAAUAGACAGAAUACCAGCCUGACACAGUUUGGGAAGGCUGUGGUGGAGGAAAUGAACAGGCUGGGUAUGAUAGUGGACCUCUCCCACACCUCUUGGGAUACAGCUUUGGCUGUGCUAAAGCAUUCCAAAGCUCCUGUCAUUUUUAGCCAUUCAUCUUCCUUCUCUAUCUGUAACCAUAGCCGCAACGUACCUGACUGGCUGCUGCGUGAGCUGAAAAAGAACCAAGGGAUGAUCAUGGUAAAUCUCCACACCCAUUUCAUUUCCUGCAGGAAUGAUGCCAACAUCUCUCAUGUGGCUGAUCAUUUUGAUCACAUUAAGAAGAUUAUUGGAGCUGAGUCAAUAGGAAUUGGAGGGGACUUUGAUGGUGCGACAAGCUUUCCUAAGGGGUUGGAGGAUGUGUCAAAGUAUCCCGCUGUUAUCCAGGAACUCCUGAAAAGAAACUGGACUGAAGAUGAGUUGGCUGAUGUCCUUCGAAGGAACUUCCUGCGGGUGUUUGAGGAAGUAGAAAGGGUCCGUGAUCAGUUGCACUUGAGCCGGCCCAGUGAAAUCCAGAUCCCCAUGGAGGAGUUGCAAAAUCCCUGUAGACUGGUCCUCAGACCCCCUGAUCCUAGAGGGGUGCCAUCAGGGCAGACCCACUCCUCCACAGCAGAACUUAGAUCCCCGGGUUUGCUAAUCCUGGCCUUAUUUUUGCUGCUAUCAAGAAUUUUAUUUUAAUGAAUAUUUAAAAACUCAAUUUAAUGCUGCCUUCUGUUUUUUCACUUUCUGCAGGAAAAAAAAAACUGGCGUCAGCUGUAGCCAAUUGUGGGCAGUUACAGCCCUAUAUACAUAUAUCUGUAAAAUUAAAAAGUAUUUACCUCAAUUUUCACAUUUAAUUGUCUUCAAAUGUAUAUUCUUCAUACCAAUUAAAUAUACAAACACAUUGCUGCUGUGAGAUGCAAUUAAUAAUUUAUUACUUAAAUAUUAUUUUAUUGCAGAAAUUGUUGCACCGUUUUUUGAAUGAUACCCCUAGAGAUAUUAGAAGGAGGAUAAUAACAGUGUUAAGUAAAACUGGAGCAAUGGCACUGUAAAUUUGUUGUUCUUCCUAUUUUGCCUCACGAGGAGCCUUAACAGAAGAAGUAGAAUGCAUUAGACUAAUGUAAACAUAUCAUUUAUGAAGCACCUAACUGGUAAGCAUAGAUCUUAGCAAAGCACUGUAAUAAAGAUUUGGAUGGAAACAUUAACAGACAGUCUUUUUUUAUCUGAAUAUGAUAUUGUGCAAGGUUUACAAAAUGUUUUGAUAAAUUUUAGUAUGCAU
Molecule: messenger RNA, 2001 nt
Organism: Melanotaenia boesemani (Boeseman's rainbowfish)
Lineage: Eukaryota; Metazoa; Chordata; Actinopteri; Atheriniformes; Melanotaeniidae
Gene: dpep2
Product: dipeptidase 2
Exons: 11
Coding region: 105-1421 (438 amino acids)
Biological process (GO): proteolysis
Molecular function (GO): metallodipeptidase activity
Source: RefSeq, a predicted model, not a curated record